AUUAACUCAUCGUCGUUACCCCGCACUUCACUUAAGAAGAAAUUCAACCGACACGCAUACACGUGACUAGCUAUUUCCGUUUUGUUUUACGGUCUCAAAAAGCAAAUCCCUGUUUCAUCAUCUCGCCCCAGCCUCCACUCCCGCUCCACCGUCUUUGCAUCUCAAACUCCCAACAUCAUACCCAUCAACUAGCUAGUCGCAGUUGAUACUACAAAACGGUCUUUCUUUUACUACUAUAAACAGUAUUAUGUAUCGGCUACUUCCAUCUCGCUUUACCUUUAACCUAUAGCUAGCAUAACAUUUGCCUCGGCCCUCUAAUUGAUCCAAGUGUCCGGUACAGUCCAACUCCACGGCACCGAUAAACUGUGGUCGGAUCCCUUCUCCGUUUCAGCUGCGCAGCACCUUCGGCCCAACUGCUACCAGUUUACAUUUAUAAGCAUUAUCGCCACUCUAGCCGACCCCGUCGCUGCCGCCACCGAUAGCCCGCCGUAUCGUCCAUAGCCAAGCUGCAAACCCUUAACCCAAACGGCUGCUCCGGUCCUCCUCGGGGUCCCACCUACGUGGGUGCUGGACGCCAUGUCUGACCAGGACUACGGACUUGCUCCUCCAGGCGCCAAACCCUCCGACAGCACCCCGGGCAAACAUCGUGGCCCGCGCUUCACCUGGAACUCGCAGUACGAAGCUACCUUCUUCCGCUCGCUAUGCGACUCAGUCAACCUGGGUCUGCGCGAAGGCAGCACCUUCAAGCCCCAGGCUUGGGACCGUGCUAUCCAAGCCCUUAUCGACAAACACAAUGCCUAUGCCAACAAGAGUCAUCUCAUCAACAAGAGUGACAAUGCUCGCAAGAAGUACCGCCUGUGGAUUGGCUUGAGGGAGGAUAACUCUUUCUACUACAAUCCACAAACCAGGACAGUGACUGGCACUGAAGAGGCUUGGGCUAGGCAUCUCCAGAAAGAACCAUUAGCUCGCUCGCUCAAAGGUCGACCUUUCGAACACGAAGAAUAUUACGAGAUCCUCUUCCCUGACGUGCCUGGAUCUGGCGGCGCCCCUAAACGUCUUACCAAACCUCGCAGGAAAGGACCGGACAGCCUCAAUAGCACCGAUGAACCAGACGCACCCGGCACAUCUAUCAUGGACAUGCUCACCGACACGAGCUACCUCAAUCCUGUACAGACGCAUAUUGCGCCGCCUCUUCCCCAGCAGCCUAGUAUUGUCGCGCCUUCUAUGCCGACCCCUCUCCCGGCGCCUUCACAACAGCUUUCACGGCCCCCAGCGGCAAUGGCCCCGCCGCCUCAGCCUCGCGCCUCCCUUCCAUCCACAACCUCUGCACUGACACCGCCAGAAGAGAACCCACAGCAACCAAGGAAGCGCAUGCACGCCGGCGACAACGCCGCGACCACGAAUCAAUCCAUCCAAUCUGACAAGCGUCGGCGCACUGCUCCUCCGAACUACAUCGAUCUUCAGCAACAGCAGACUCAUGUAGCGACCGCAAACAAUGUUAACCACGCCCUGCAUCCUGCUCUCAGCAAUCAUGCGACUCAAAGCAGCGGGGGCAGCACUAGCAACAGCACUGGCAUUGCUGUCGCAUCAUCUCACACAGUCGGCACCCACCCGUCGCUCCCAACCGCCCCUCCCGUCGCCAGUGACAUCACAGUUCUAGCCGAGGCUCUCCGUGGGGCCAAGGCUCGCCCUACUUGGCAGGAACAGGCUAUGGAGAUCUUGUUUGGGGAUUUCCGCGAGGAGGACCCCGACUUGCAGAUCAAAAUCGCCGAAAAGCUGCUGACGGACGAGAACAAAGCGAUGUUUUUCUGCAAGAUGCCAGAGCCAUUGCGGAAGCACUGGGUUAAGCGCCUUAGAGAGGUGCAUAAUAAUCGUGUUUCUUAAUAGAUAGUUAGGUAUUAUCUUGCUAUUGCUGGUGCCGCAGCUGGGUAGGCCUUGAUACGAGAGAAGAUGUUAGCGAUCCGACGAAAUAAGACUCGAGAUAAAAGGCAGAGUAGUAGGUCGACAGUCCUAUGCUUCUUUACACGAGCUUACAUAUGUUAUGGACUAACUGGUCCCUCUCCUGUAUGCCUUCUCUUCUUUUUCCAUAUUUACAUGGAGAUGUCAUAGUUUUCCAUGUUAAAGGUUAGGGUUCUACCCGUCUAGUUAAACCAGUGUGCUCUGAGCCGGGCAGAGUCAGUGCUAUAGCCUCGG
This is a messenger RNA of Podospora pseudocomata, 2193 nucleotides long. RefSeq lists its product as uncharacterized. The record is from RefSeq and is a predicted model, not a curated record. The transcript is spliced from 2 exons. NCBI's taxonomy places the organism in Eukaryota, Fungi, Ascomycota, Sordariomycetes, Sordariales, Podosporaceae. Bases 577 to 1884 code for a protein of 435 amino acids.